Molecule: messenger RNA, 3042 nt
Organism: Culicoides brevitarsis
Lineage: Eukaryota; Metazoa; Arthropoda; Insecta; Diptera; Ceratopogonidae
Product: zonadhesin-like
Exons: 9
Coding region: 48-2939 (963 amino acids)
Source: RefSeq, a predicted model, not a curated record
AACCGGUCACAACAAGUAAAUGGAAUUUUAAGCUCUUUUCUGUGAAAAUGAUUAGAAAGGGAAAUUUCCGGUUGACAAUAGCUUUGUGCGUAUUUCUUUCGGCGGUAGUUGCGCAAGAUAUUAAACCGCCAUGUGUGACUUCAGAAACGUCUGAAACGCGUUGCGAGACAAUUACCACAGAUACAACGUGCCCCAAAGGCUUCGUCUUGCGACAUUUGAACGAAGAGGAAACAGACUGCGUUUUGAACGAAAACGAGAUCAAAUGCUCCGAACUCUUCGCUUAUAAUGGGACUUCGUGCGUUUACAGCGAAACAAUUUGCGCGGAAGGUUUUGAAUUCGAUUCUGACACGAACGAAUGCGUUGUCACAAGCACAGUUUGUCCCGAGAAUUUCUACUGGAAUGGCGAAACGUGUGAAAUUUUAAAUUUGGGAAGAUGUGCUCCGAUGUACGAAUUUGAUGAUGCCACUCAACGGUGCAUGUUACGGCAAAAAAUCUGCUUGCCGCCAUACGAUUGGGACGAGAAACUGUGGAAAUGUGUCAAGCACGAGUACAUUUGUCCGAAUGGAUUUAAGGCGAACUCGUAUGGAAAAUGUGAACAAGUAGAAAUUGUUUGUCCAAUCGGUUUCGAGAAACGAGGAUCAUCUUGUUACAAAAUUGAAGCUGUUUGUCCCGGAAAUUUGACUUUUAAUGGGACUUUUUGUGUUCCGUCGAUUAAUUGCCCGGAUAAUUAUGUUCAAAGAGGUUCAAUCUGUGUUCGCGAUCUCCAUGAAUGCCCCGUAAACUUCCAAUGGGAUGGCAAAACGUGCGUUCUCAAAGCGAUUUGUCCCGUUGGCUAUGAACUCGACGAUUCCACAGACAAAUGCGUGAAAACGGAAACAAAAUGCGAGAAAAUCAUCAUCAACAAUGGAACAUGCACCGAUACUGAAGGAAACUGCAAUACAACAAUAACUCGCUGCCCCGAUGGCUUCAAACUUAUUGAUGGGCGAUGCGUUUGUCGCGUCGGCAUGAUUUCGCCGAACGGAACGUGCAUUUGGGAUGGCACGACUGAUAAUUGUCCGCCCGGAUACGUGCACAAAGACGGAAAAUGUCAACCUGAUUACGAAUGUCCUUAUGGUUUCGAAAAGGUGAAUGGCGUGUGCAGAAAACGCGUUUGUCCUCCGGGUCACGUGCUCGUUAACGGCAUUUGCCAAAGACGUGGUUCGUGUUUCGAUGGCAGCAUUUAUGUCGAAGGCGUUGGAUGUGUUGAUUGCCCGCCAGGCACUUUCCGUAUCGGAGAUUAUUGUUACAAGAAUGGAACGUUUUGCGGUGAAGGCGGAUUUGGAUGUGAGUCGGAUAAUAUCACAACUUGUGGUUAUGGUUUUAGAUGGGAUGGAACGAAUUGUGUUCCGUUGUGUAGCUCUGGAUUGGUUUACAAAGAUGGCUUAUGCGUUCGUUACUGUCAUCAAGGAAUCCUCCUUCCAAACGGUACUUGCAUCGAAUGUCCUCCCGGAUUCGUUUUCAACGGAGAAACUUGCGUUCGUCGUUAUUGCGGUCCUGGCUUCACAAUCUCUCCCGAAGGUGAAUGCAUUCCCGCAUGCAAAAUUGGCGAAAUUCUUCAAAAUGGCGUUUGCGUUCCCGUUACUCCAAAAUGUCCUGAUGGUUACAUUUUCCGCGAUAAUCGUUGUCAACCUUUGUGUCCCGGACCAAAUUACAAAUACGAAAAUGGGCGUUGUGUCCCAAUCGGAGGAGAAAUUUCAUGCGGCGAUGGUUUCGUUCAACAUGGAAACACUUGCGUGCCAAUUGUUUGCCCCGAAGGUUACGAAUUAGUUGGAAAUACUUGCUUGCCGAAGCAAAAAUGCCCGAGCGGAUAUGAAUGGAGCAAUGGAAGAUGUGUUCCGAUUAGUUGCGGACCUGGAAUGGUGUUUAGAAAUGGAAGAUGCGAAUAUGUUGACUUCAAAUGCGGAACAGAUUCGGAUUAUAUCGAUGGAAAAUGUGUGCCGAAGACUUGUCCUCCAGGUUUCGCAAAAGAUCACGAAGGAAAAUGUCGUUGGGUUGGUCAACCAACAUGCCCGCCAGGUUUUGAACGCGGAAAUGAUGGAACAUGUCGUUGGAUCCCAACAUGCCCUGAUGGUUUCAUCUUCCAAAAUGGUCAAUGCAUGAAAGUUACUCCUGACUGCCCGACAGGAUAUCGUCGCGACGACACCGGAAAUUGCGUGCCAAUUGUUUGCCCGCCGGGAACAUAUCUCGUGAACAACGUUUGCAUGAAAUUCCAUUGUCCUCCGGGCUUUUUCUACGAGAACAACGAAUGUCAUCCAAUCACAUCGGAAGAAAUUGUCUCGACUACAACCCAAAAACCCGGAAAAAGUAAUUGUACAUCGACUUCAACGGGACGAACUUGCUUAGAUUCGCACGGAGGCACUUCGCACAUCAAUAAUUACAACGUGAUCGAACAUCCGACGAACAUUACCGUGCUGAAUGUCAAUCAUGUCGGCGUUUAUUUGGGUCGUUGCAAAAAUGGACAAAUAAAAACUGUCGUAAUUAGUGGCAAUGGCACCCAACAAGUCGACUGUGAGGAGGAAAAACACGAAAAUGACGUGAUUACGAACGAAAUUUUGGGAGAAGAUGGAAAAUUCGACGGAAACGUUUCGAGUUACGACGAAAAUGCCGAAGAUCAACAACAAACAAAGUGCUGCAACGUGAUCAGCCCGAGAGUUUGUGAGAAACGAGACGAUGAAUGGGUUUGUUUCAAUCGCAAACGGUUCAGAUGCGGAAGUUUUUGUACCGCGAAAACGGUUGUUUUGAGCCCAAGUCGAAGAGAUUGCCAUGGAUGCAUUGGCGGAGGCGGCUACAGAUGCGUGCAUGAGUGCUACAAACAAAUGAAUUUGUGCGAGACACGAGAUUGCGCUCAAUAUGAUUAUGAUUCAUUUUGCUCGAGUCACGGGUCAGGGAUUUGUUGGUAGUUAAAAUAAAUUGAGAUAACGAAAAUGUAACAAAAAAGCUCUUAAUAAAUUUUUUAGUAAGGCAGUUUUUAAUAAAAUAAAAACGAGAUUGAUAGAAAAAUUU